Messenger RNA from Myotis myotis, 4707 nucleotides. RefSeq names its product phospholipase C gamma 1 (gene PLCG1). Gene Ontology annotation, molecular function: phosphatidylinositol-4,5-bisphosphate phospholipase C activity; protein binding; calcium ion binding. The coding region runs from base 285 to 4160 and encodes 1291 amino acids. Gene Ontology annotation, biological process: phosphatidylinositol-mediated signaling; positive regulation of epithelial cell migration; phospholipid catabolic process. NCBI's taxonomy places the organism in Eukaryota, Metazoa, Chordata, Mammalia, Chiroptera, Vespertilionidae. The record is from RefSeq and is a predicted model, not a curated record. The transcript is spliced from 33 exons.
CUCCCGGGAGAGGGGGCGCCGAGGACCCGCAGCCGCCGGGAGAGGCGGCCCGCCUGGCUCACCGCGCCGGGCAGCCCGCCCAGCGACGAGGUUUGACUGGCGGGCGCGGGGGCCGCUCAGCGCCCUCACCUCUCUCUCCGGUGGCUUCGCGGGCGGCGCUCGAGGAGCGGGGGAGCCGUCGCCGGGCCCACUCGCCGGCCGCCCCAGCCUCAGCCCCCGCCGCCGCCGCCUCGUCUCGCCGGCCGAGCCCGCACCGUCGCCUCCGCUGCCCCAGCGCCGAAGCCAUGGCGGGCGCCGCGUCCCCCUGCGCCAACGGCUGCGGGCCCGGCGCGCCCUCCGACGCCGAGGUGCUGCACCUCUGCCGCAGCCUCGAGGUGGGCACCGUCAUGACUUUGUUCUACUCCAAGAAGUCGCAGCGGCCCGAGCGGAAGACCUUCCAGGUCAAGCUGGAGACUCGGCAGAUCACGUGGAGCCGCGGCGCCGACAAGAUCGAGGGGGCCAUUGACAUUCGAGAAAUCAAGGAGAUCCGCCCAGGGAAGACUUCACGGGACUUUGAUCGCUAUCAAGAGGACCCUGCUUUCCGACCAGACCAGUCACAUUGCUUUGUCAUCCUGUAUGGGAUGGAAUUCCGCCUGAAGACCCUGAGUCUGCAAGCUACAUCUGAGGAUGAAGUGAACAUGUGGAUCAAGGGCUUGACUUGGCUGAUGGAGGACACAUUGCAGGCAGCCACACCCCUGCAGAUUGAGAGGUGGCUGCGGAAGCAGUUCUACUCGGUGGAUCGGAAUCGUGAGGAUCGUAUAUCAGCCAAGGACCUGAAGAAUAUGCUGUCCCAGGUCAACUACCGGGUCCCCAACAUGCGCUCCCUCCGAGAGCGUCUGACGGACCUGGAGCUGCGCAGCAGCGAUAUCACCUAUGGGCAGUUUGCUCAGGUGUACCGCAGCCUCAUGUACAGCGACCAGAAGACGAUGGACCUCCCCUUCUUGGAAGCCUGCGCCCCAAGGGCAGGGGAGCGGCCAGAGCUCUGCCGAAUGUCCCUUCCGGAGUUCCAGCAAUUCCUCCUCGAGUACCAGGCGGAGCUGUGGGCUGUCGACCGACUCCAGGUGCAGGAGUUCAUGCUCGACUUCCUCCGAGACCCCUUGAGAGAGAUUGAGGAGCCAUACUUCUCCCUGGAUGAGUUUGUCACCUUCCUGUUCUCUAAGGAGAACAGUGUGUGGAACUCGCAGCUGGAUGUGGUGUGCCCGGACACCAUGAACAACCCUCUCUCCCACUACUGGAUCUCCUCCUCGCACAACACGUACCUGACCGGGGACCAGUUCUCCAGCGAGUCCUCCCUGGAAGCCUAUGCUCGCUGCCUGCGCAUGGGCUGCCGCUGUAUUGAGUUGGACUGCUGGGACGGCCCAGACGGGAUGCCAGUCAUUUACCAUGGACACACCCUUACGACCAAGAUCAAGUUCUCAGACGUCCUGCACACCAUCAAGGAGCAUGCCUUCGUGGCCUCAGAGUACCCGGUCAUCCUGUCCAUCGAGGACCACUGCAGCAUUGCUCAGCAGAGGAACAUGGCCCAGCACUUCAAGAAGGUGCUCGGGGACACACUCCUCACCAAGCCCGUGGACAUUGCUGCCGACGGGCUCCCUUCCCCCAACCAGCUCAAGAGGAAGAUCCUUAUCAAGCACAAGAAGCUGGCUGAGGGCAGUGCCUAUGAGGAGGUGCCUUCGUCUGUGAUGUACUCUGAGAACGACAUCAGCAACUCCAUCAAGAAUGGCAUCCUCUACCUGGAAGACCCUGUGAACCAUGAGUGGUAUCCCCACUACUUUGUUCUGACCAGCAGCAAGAUCUACUACUCUGAGGAGACCAGCAGUGACCAGGGCAAUGAGGAUGAGGAAGAGCCCAAGGAGGCCAGUGGCAGCACCGAGCUGCACUCCAAUGAGAAGUGGUUCCAUGGGAAGCUUGGGGCAGGACGGGACGGGAGGCACAUUGCCGAGCGCCUGCUGACUGAGUACUGCAUUGAGACCGGGGCCCCUGAUGGCUCCUUCCUAGUGCGCGAGAGCGAGACCUUCGUUGGCGACUACACCCUCUCUUUCUGGCGGAACGGGAAGGUCCAACACUGCCGGAUCCACUCCCGGCAGGAUGCUGGGACCCCCAAGUUCUUCUUGACAGACAACCUUGUAUUUGACUCACUCUAUGACCUCAUCACGCACUACCAGCAGGUGCCCCUGCGCUGCAAUGAAUUUGAGAUGCGCCUCUCGGAGCCUGUCCCCCAGACCAAUGCCCACGAAAGCAAAGAAUGGUACCACGCGAGCCUGACCAGAGCGCAGGCUGAGCACAUGCUGAUGCGCGUCCCCCGUGACGGGGCCUUCCUGGUGCGGAAACGGAAUGAGCCCAACUCCUACGCCAUCUCCUUCCGGGCUGAAGGCAAGAUCAAGCAUUGCCGUGUCCAGCAGGAGGGCCAGACAGUGAUGCUGGGCAACUCGGAGUUUGACAGCCUUGUCGACCUCAUCAGUUACUACGAGAAGCAUCCACUGUAUCGAAAGAUGAAGCUGCGCUAUCCCAUCAAUGAGGAGGCACUGGAGAAGAUAGGCACAGCUGAGCCUGACUAUGGGGCCUUGUAUGAGGGACGCAACCCUGGCUUUUAUGUGGAGGCAAACCCUAUGCCGACUUUUAAGUGUGCAGUCAAAGCCCUCUUUGACUACAAGGCCCAGAGAGACGACGAGCUGACUUUCACCAAGAGCGCCAUCAUCCAGAAUGUGGAGAAGCAGGACGGAGGCUGGUGGCGGGGAGACUAUGGUGGGAAGAAGCAACUCUGGUUCCCGUCAAACUACGUGGAGGAGAUGGUCAGCCCAGCAGUCCUGGAGCCUGAGAGGGAGCACUUGGACGAGAACAGCCCCCUGGGGGACUUGCUGCGGGGAGUCUUGGAUGUUCCAGCUUGUCAGAUUGCCAUCCGUCCUGAGGGCAAGAACAAUCGGCCAUUCGUCUUCUCCAUCAGUAUGGCAUCGGUGGCGCAGUGGUCCCUGGAUGUUGCUGCCGACUCACAGGAGGAGCUGCAGGACUGGGUGAAAAAGAUCCGUGAAGUGGCCCAGACCGCAGAUGCCAGGCUCACUGAGGGGAAGAUGAUGGAGCGGAGGAAGAAGAUCGCCCUUGAACUGUCCGAGCUUGUCGUCUACUGCCGACCUGUUCCCUUCGAUGAAGAGAAGAUUGGCACAGAACGUGCCUGCUACCGGGACAUGUCGUCCUUCCCGGAAACCAAGGCGGAGAAGUAUGUGAACAAGGCCAAAGGCAAGAAGUUCCUGCAGUACAACCGGCUGCAGCUCUCCCGCAUCUACCCCAAAGGCCAGCGGCUAGACUCCUCCAAUUAUGACCCCUUGCCCAUGUGGAUCUGUGGCAGUCAGCUGGUGGCCCUCAACUUCCAGACCCCAGACAAGCCCAUGCAGAUGAACCAGGCCCUCUUCAUGACCGGCGGGCACUGCGGCUACGUGCUGCAGCCCAGCACCAUGCGGGACGAGGCCUUCGACCCCUUUGACAAGAGCAGCCUCCGAGGGCUGGAGCCACGCGCCAUCUGCAUCGAGGUGCUGGGCGCCCGGCAUCUACCAAAGAAUGGCCGAGGCAUUGUGUGUCCCUUUGUGGAGAUUGAGGUUGCUGGAGCUGAGUAUGACAACAACAAGCAGAAGACAGAGUUUGUGGUGGACAAUGGCCUCAACCCCGUGUGGCCGGCCAAGCCCUUCCACUUCCAAAUCAGUAACCCUGAAUUCGCUUUCCUGCGCUUUGUGGUGUAUGAGGAAGACAUGUUUAGUGACCAGAACUUCCUGGCUCAGGCUACUUUCCCGGUGAAAGGCCUGAAGACAGGAUACAGAGCAGUGCCUUUGAAGAACAACUACAGUGAGGACCUGGAGUUGGCUUCCCUGCUGGUCAAGGUCGACAUUUUCCCUGCCAAGCAGGAGAACGGUGACCUCAGUCCCUUCAGUGGCAUGUCCCUGCGGGAGCGGGGCUCUGAUGCCUCGGGCCAGCUGUUCCAUGGCCGGGCCCGCGAAGGCUCCUUUGAAGCGCGCUACCAGCAGCCAUUUGAAGACUUUCGCAUCUCCCAGGAGCAUCUCCCAGACAAUUUUGACAGCCGGGAGAGAAGGGCCCCACGAAGGACUCGGGUCAACGGAGACAAUCGCCUCUAGCUGUGCCCCAGCCUCAUGGAGAGCAGCAGGUGCUGCGUGCCUCUUGGAAUGCCGUGAACUGGGUUCGUUGGAAGCGGCCUGCCAUGGCACCCUUCCUGGUCUCGCAGCCUGGAGCCUGAAUUCCAGCAGAGAAUGCUAGACAAAAACCAAGCCAUUAAGAUGUAUUCCUGUUUGGGGCCUCCACAGCCCAGCCUGAGUGAAGGCAAAAACUACUGUGUCUCGCAUUAAGCACACACAUCUGGCCUGACUUCUGGAGGUGGAUCCUACCAUCUUGUGGGGCCAGGACCAUGUCCGAAGCCCCUUGGAGAGAGAGGCUGCCUCAGCUGGCAUCACAGGAGGCUCUGAGGAGCAGCAGCAGCCUUGCUGGGCCAGGGAAACCAAGUUUACAUUGUCCUGCAGCUUUAAAACCAUAGCCGGGCAGGGUGGGGGGUGGAUGCCCCCCAGUUUGGCCUUGGAGUUAGGGCACAGGAGCACAGGGCCUGCCCGAGGAGGAGGACACAGCACAAGGGCACAUUGCCCAUGGCGGGGAACACGACCCAGCCUGAAA